This is a messenger RNA of Cygnus atratus (black swan), 1957 nucleotides long. It is a transcript of the gene LIF, whose product is annotated as LIF interleukin 6 family cytokine. Gene Ontology annotation, biological process: immune response. Bases 205 to 930 code for a protein of 241 amino acids. The transcript is spliced from 3 exons. The record is from RefSeq and is a predicted model, not a curated record. Gene Ontology annotation, molecular function: leukemia inhibitory factor receptor binding; cytokine activity. Gene Ontology annotation, cellular component: extracellular region. Lineage: Eukaryota; Metazoa; Chordata; Aves; Anseriformes; Anatidae.
UUUCCCUGCUUUUCCUCCUUCUGGGUCCGCUGCUUAAUUGGGAGCGAGGGAGGGCUGGGGAAGCUGCCAAGCGCGGGAGGGCUCGGGAGUGUGCGGCUCCGCGCCGGCCAGGGCAGCGCCAGCCCUGGGGCCCCGCACACGUGCACCCGGCCUCGCUCUGCCCGCCUGUGAAAUGGGCACAAGGAGGAAAGCGGGCUGGGGGGAAUGCCGGGGGGAACGGGGCCGUCGCCAGCCCUUUGGGGGCUCGGUCCCCUUCCUUCCCGCGGUGCGUGGGAUGGGAGCAGCGUCGGGCUGGGGAUUGCGACACACCCAGGCGUCGUGCCCUUCGUGGCCCUGCUCCUGCUGCAGCGGAGGCCGGUGGCUGGCCGGGCGCUGCUGGUGAAUGGCCCCGGCUGCCCCGGGAACAGCCUGUGCCGCGCCAACGUCCACGAGCAGACCCGCAAGCAGGUCGCGCUGCUCAACGCCACCGCCCAGGACCUCUUCAGCCUCUACCUGAAGUGCCAGGGCGAGCCGUUCAGCAGUGAGAGCGAGAAGCUCUGCAGCCCCAGCGGCAUCUUCUUCCCGGCCUUCCACGUCAACCGGACGAGUGAGAAGAAGGAGGUGAUGGUGGCCAUGUACAAGCUCUUCGCCUUCCUCAACGCCUCGCUGGGGAACAUCACGCGUGACCAGGAGGAGCUCAACCCCACCGCCAAGGAGCUCCUCGACCGGCUCCACAACACCACCAAAACCACGCGGGGCCUCAUCUCCAACCUCACCUGCCUCCUCUGCAAGAACUACAACGUCUUCCAGGUGGACGUGAGCUAUGGGGAGAGCAGCAAGGGCAAGAGCACCUUCAAGAAGAAGCAGCAGGGCUGCCAGGUGCUCAGGAAGUACGUGCAGGUCAUCGCCCAGGCGGCUCGCAUCCUGCUACCUCAUCUCAGCCCCGUGUGAGCCCCCGACCCGGCUCCUCUCGCCCCUGCGAAGCUAAGGACAGCAGAGGACACCUCCCCGCGCUGCCUUGUGCCCAUUUCACAGCACAGCAGAGCAAGACCCCUAGAACUGCCUCCUCCUCGCCUCUCACCUUCCUAUUUAUUACCUCCUGCUGAUGCUGUGCUGGCCCCAGGUCCCCCCUGUGCUUUAAUUUAUUUGCCCCUUUGCAGUGGCGCUUCCCACACGGAGCAGAGCCGCAGACCCUCCCUUUCGCCCGAGGGCUGCAGGAGGGUGCAGGCACUGCACAGGGCAGCGGGGCCAGACUCUGUCCCCUGCACCCUGGCGUCCCUUGCACCCCAGCAUCCCCUCCGCAGCACCACGGGGAAUCGGGGUGUUCAGCCCCUAGGCUUGCAGCACCUAGCAAAUUUUGUGAAAAACGGAGAAAAGGCAACUCAAUUCUGCCAGGUGGCCUCCAAGGCCGACUGAAAGCCCCCGCUUCCAUGGAGAAAGGGAUCAGGGUCGGGGAGUGCAGACCUCGCACCCUCUGCAGCUGUCAGGGCCAUGGGGAUGCGCUCCCACUGCAUGUUUUGGGGAUGGAUCCCCCCGAAAUGGGGCCGAACUGGGGGCACUGCGGUGGCCAGGGCUGGGUCCUGCCACCUGGGACGAAGCCACCCGCUGGGGACGGAGCCAGCGGCCACGACACCAGGGAGCAUCCCACUGCUUCGGGAAAGCACUGCUCUCACAGGAAGGGCUUCGGGCACCUCUGAAUGUACUGAUGGCCCGGCCCGGGGCUGGGUUUUGCACGGAUGGGGUUUUGGGGCUGGCAUGGGGACGCAGGGACGGACCCCGGGGCCGGGCUGCCAAGGGUAUUUAUUGGCACGGUGGAAAGCCUCGCGUGCGCCGAGCGCUCAGACCUGACUUUUAAUAAUAAUAAUAAUAAUAAUAAUAAUUAAUAAGAUUUGUGGUAAUAUAUAGAGAGAGAAUUUUAUUUAAAUAUUUAUUUUUUUAUACUUUAUCGUUUUCUUUUUUAAAUAAAACAAGAGAAACA